AAGAGUGGGACCAUGCCAGGCUGUCAGAUCUGGACUGGGUUUGUGCCGGUUCUGCUGGUCUGGAUGCUGUUGGCAUCUGGUUCAGGGAAUGCACGCAUGAUCGGGAAGAGGGGACUCAGUCAGAAGGACUAUGAGUACUCCAACCAUCCUCAGAACACUCAGCACCAGAAGAACGACCGCUGUCCUCCUCCACCGCAGAUGCUGCCCGAGCGAGCCUGUGAGGUGCCGGGCUGCCGGUCGGAUUCUGAGUGUGAGAGACACAAGCAGUGCUGUUACAACGGCUGCAUCUACGCCUGCCUGGAGUCAGUACAACCUCCACCCGUUCUGGACUGGUUGGUGCAACCCAAGCCACGGUGGUUAGGAGGGAACGGCUGGCUGUUAGAUGGACCAGAAGAGGUUCUGCAGGCUGAGGCCUGCAGCACCACAGAGGAUGGAGAUGAGCCUUUGCUCUGCCCAACUGGUUACGAGUGCCACAUUAUCAACCCUGGAAACCCCUCAGCUGGGAUCCCAAACCGAGGCCAGUGCAUCAAACAGCGUGGAAACUCAGAUGGACGUAGCCUGAGACACAAAUCCUUCAAAGAUUACAAGGAUUAUUUAGGAAGUAACUCCAACAAUGCAGUGAGCUAUGAGAAACAUCAGCACAAGCAUUUGGGCUGAGACAGGUGACUGAAAGUUGGUUCCAUUUUAGAGGACUGAAGUAACCAGUAACCGCUGACCUUUAUACUUGAAGCCCAGCCAUCAAAUCCAACAGAAAUGCACAAGCCUUUCUCUUCAGCUCAAACCAGAGAUCGGUUCAUAUCUGGUGCUCUUUUCUUAGGUGAUAAUGUGGAGUGACAGAAAUGCAAAGCUAAAAUUUCCUACCUCUUAUAAAAGCCAAAAACAGAGCACAGAAAGUAUCAAAGAACUUAUACAAUAACACGUCUUAUACAUAUGCCUACUUUGGGUAAAAAGCAAAAUUAGUUAUGUGAGCUGUGUUGAAGGAAGAUUCUAUGUGUGUUUUUUUUGCUGCUGAGUCUGAACUCCAUUGUUUUCACUUUAAACACCAAAAACAGCUAGUUACUGUAUGCUGACUGCUCAGUUACUAUGUCUGUGGAUUUUAAUUUUGGUACAGAAGACUUAAAUUCCAUACCACCCAAUUAUGUUUCUCCUUUGAAGUUUUUUAUUUUUAAAAAAAUCAUGUGUUGCUUCAACUAGUUCACCUUAAACAAGCAACAGUUAAAAUCCAGAUGUGCUCUAUCACUACAAGAUAUUUGUUUUUUAUAUGGUGCUCCAAUCAAUAACUGUGUUUUUUGUUGUUGUUUUUUACUCACUGUGCAGGUCUGCUCUCUGAUAAGUGUGAGUGUGUGAGUGUGACGUGACAUUCAGCCAAGUAUGGUGACCCAUACUCAGAAUUCGUGCUCUGCAUUUAACCCAUCCGAAGUGCACACACACAGAGCAGUGAACACACAC
Messenger RNA from Cyprinus carpio (common carp), 1449 nucleotides. Its product is annotated as WAP four-disulfide core domain protein 1-like. Gene Ontology annotation, cellular component: extracellular region. The record is from RefSeq and is a predicted model, not a curated record. NCBI's taxonomy places the organism in Eukaryota, Metazoa, Chordata, Actinopteri, Cypriniformes, Cyprinidae. Gene Ontology annotation, biological process: regulation of cell growth. Gene Ontology annotation, molecular function: peptidase inhibitor activity.